UCGCUACAUAUAUAUAUCUGUCUCGUAUCCUGUUAUCGCCUUUCGUUUCUUAUUCAUCUCCAUCCAAAAUGGUAGAACCUAGACCGAGCUCUCCAAGAAUAUCAGACGGUGAUGAUGAAGUCAACGUGGACGAGGAAUUGAGUCUCAUGCAAGCUCGUCUGGCACAGAUGGAAGCGGAGAAGAAUGCUAUAGCAGCUGGGGGGUCGAAACCUUCACCAGCUCCAAAGAUACAAGGGGAAGAAGGUGAAGGGGAUGCUAGUAUGGAAGAUGAGGAUGCUCCUGCUGCUGUGGACGCGAGAAGUGUGUAUAUUGGGAAUGUCGACUACGGAGCAACACCUGAAGAAAUACAAGCCCACUUUCAAGCUUGUGGAACGAUCAACAGGGUGACUAUCUUAUGUGAUAAAUUCACCGGACAUCCAAAAGGUUACGCAUACGUGGAAUUUGCCGAACCUUCAAUCGUACAGAACGCUCUUGUAUUGAAUGACUCUAUGUUCCGCGGACGGCUUUUAUCUGUGAGAGAGAAACGAACAAAUAUCCCAGGGAUGAACCGUGGACGUGGUCGAGGUCGAGGGUUCAGAGGUUUUAGACCAUUCCGUUCUCGUGGCCGGGGACGAGGAAGAGGAUGGUAAUGUUCGACUUGUAGUCUACCACAAAUUCGGAACGAAAUGAACAGAUCAGGUAGAUUAAUACUUUUUUGUAUAUCCACUACUACGUUUUUGGACAA
Messenger RNA from Tremella mesenterica DSM 1558, 724 nucleotides. RefSeq lists its product as uncharacterized. The transcript is spliced from 7 exons. Gene Ontology annotation, molecular function: RNA binding. Bases 69 to 629 code for a protein of 186 amino acids. Lineage: Eukaryota; Fungi; Basidiomycota; Tremellomycetes; Tremellales; Tremellaceae. The record is from RefSeq and is a predicted model, not a curated record.